GACGUUGGAUGGAAAGGUACCAGGACUUGAAUGGUGUUGGACAAAUUUCCAAGGGAGAGGGGUACAAAACGUGAGGAAGACACCUCGGGAAAGCUGAUGUCGGUGAAAGCAGCCAAGGCUCCGAUCAAGUCCCCAGAUAUUGACUUAAGUCAGUCCACGUGCAGGUCGCGUUCUUUACACGUUUCCAUUGUGUGAUAUCGUGGGACGUGGGUGUUACAUGACUUUUCACUCACUCAAUAAUUAAUCAACAACAACAAAAAAACACAACCAAAUUUCAAUAUUUUUCACGGUUAUUAUCAUAAAUUAACAUGAUCGACUUGAAAACGAACGCUGCCACAUUGAGAACGACCUACGACAAUAUUUUUUAAACUCCUCUGAAGUACAGAAAGAAAACCACCAGAAGAAAUCGAAAUUUCUAUUUACAAAUCAAUUUUUCAAUAUUUUCAACUCGAAUUUUAUUUUAAACAAGAAAAUUCAUUAUUUACGACCAAAAAAUGUAGUUUCUUAAAGUUGUACAAAAAUAUCUUGAAAAUCGAAAAUUAAUUUCUUUAGUGUACACUUAGAAGAAGUGAAAAAAAGAAAAAUUGCCAAUAUCAAGAAAUAAAAAAUGAGGCAAAAGCUGAAAAGAGAGUUUCAAUUUUAGUGUUUUGGAGAAAAUGUUUCCCUUCUAAAAAGUAAAAAAGAGAACAAUUUUCAGUAAAUUCGCAAUUUCAUCGUAAAAUGAAGUCCGGAGUCUAAUGAAAAAUUGUGGGAGUGAAUAAAAUUUGGCAAUGAAAAAAAGUGAAAAUUAAUAAAAGAAGAAAUAAUAGAUCAUGCAGCUGAAGAUCUCGUUGAUUUUUCGGUACGUGCUGCUGAUAACGGCCCUGAAUGGAAUAAAUGGAAAUCGCGAUAUCAAAGAAAUGUCGAAUUACAAUUAUCCAAGUAUUUCCAUAUUAUCUCAAAGUCUCUCGAAAUUUGAGAAACCAAUUGCCCAUCAAUUGGUGGGUCAACGAGCUUUCAACGAUGAUUACGAAUUCAAUAAUCGAAGGUCUGGUGAAAGCAAUCAUGCUAAAGAUCAGUUAUUCAACGAUCUGAUAAAUUCGAGGGACAAGUACGUUCGUCAAAAUCGAGCCAUCGAGAGCACUAUACAAAAUGUAAUCGAUCGAGAUUUCAUUAGGGGAAUUAACAACAAGGAUUAUUCGAAUUCAAAUAGUGAAUUUUUUCCACAAUCUAUCUCAAAUUAUCCGGCAGUAAUUGAUGAUUUUAAUAAUAAUGAUAAUAAUAAUAAUAAUAAUAAUAAUAAUAAUAAUGACUAUUUGGAUGAUGUGAGUGAUGAUGAAAGUGUCAAGUUUGAGAAAUUUUUGGAUCAACUUAUUAGUAAGAAGCGAACUAAUGGAGAAUUGGAUGAUUUGAAUUUGGAAACGGGCAGAAGAAAAGGGAGACGUAGAAAACUCAAUAGUCAGGAGCAGGGAAUUCUUCUUGUUGAGGCUCUCAGAAAGAAACGAAAUUUUACCUACGUUAACGAUCAUCGUGGUCACGGAGCUGAUAUUCAGAGCGGAAUUAUGGAUAUGCUCGGCAAAAUGAUUCCUCAGACGUGUAAAUACAAGGGCGCAAAAUUCGAAUGUGGCCUUAGUAUAAGCUGUGUCCUUGGCGGUGGUCGUCCCGUUGAUCUUUGUUCCGGAGGCAUGAUUUGGAGCUGCUGCGUCGACGAUGACGACAUUCCCGAAAAAGUGACGAAGCCAACUGUUGGACUUCUUCAAAAUGCCAGUUGUGGAGAACUUUACACUAGAAGUAAUAGAAUUGUUGGUGGACAUAGUUCUAGUUUUGGCAGUCAUCCGUGGCAGGCCGCUAUCAUUAAAUCAGGAUUCCUGUCGAAAAAGCUCUCGUGUGGAGGAGCUUUACUCAACAAUCGGUGGAUUGUAACCGCUGCUCAUUGUGUUGCCACGUCUCCGAACAGCAACUUAAAAGUCAGGCUUGGAGAAUGGGACGUCAGGGACGCCUCAGAACGAUUACUUCACGAGGAGUUUAACAUUGAGCGAAAAGAGGUACAUCCACAAUAUUCGCCAUCGGAUUUUCGAAAUGAUGUGGCUCUUAUCAAAUUAUCAAAGACUGUCUCUUUUAAGCAACAUAUCGUGCCGGUUUGUUUGCCAGCUAGAAAUUUGAAACUCUCGGGACGAGCGGCCACGGUUGCUGGUUGGGGACGAACACGACAUGGUCAGGUUUCUGCGCCUACGGUACUGCAGGAAGUCGAAGUCGAGGUGAUUCCGAAUGAAAGGUGUCAAAGAUGGUUUAGAGCCGCUGGCAGAAGAGAAACGAUUCACGACGUUUUUUUGUGCGCUGGAUACAAAGAAGGCGGAAGAGAUUCUUGUCAAGGAGAUUCUGGAGGUCCAUUGACAAUGUCCGUGGAAGGAAGACACGUUCUAAUUGGUCUAGUUUCAUGGGGAAUUGGUUGUGGACGUGAGCAUUUGCCUGGUGUUUACACAAACAUACAAAAAUUCGUACCGUGGAUAGACAAGGUGAUGAGCUAAUUGGACAUUUUCAUCGGAAAAGGGAAAUUAACGCGAAAGGAACGAUACAAAAGAAGAAGCAACUCGAGUUACCAAAGUUUCUUUCCGUAUCCAAAUAUAUUUUCAAGGAAACACCUCUUAACAUUCCAAUUUUCUCGAAGAAAGAAAUGAAACAAGUGAUACGUAAGUGGGAUGAAAAGUUGAAUUUUACCUUCUUAAAGCGAAAUUUACAACCGAAGUCUUUACAAAAAGAAAAAGAAAAUAAACUUACUUCGAACCAAAUUCAAAAAUCAAUCACUGAUUGUGAGUUUUAAAAAAGUUCUUAAACGGAUUUUUGCAAUUUAUUUCUGAUAAAUUAAAUACGAUUUCCAGUUAAAAGUGGAGAAAUUCUUUUUUAAAGAUUUCUUGUAAGAAGGAUAUUCGAGUCUCAAUUCUGAAAUGAAAUCUCAGGUAUUGUUAUUUCGAGAAGAUUCUCUACAAACAUCAAAAAUAGAAUCUUUAUUCAAACUCGCCAUGAUUAAAUCUUGUAUAUUAUUUUUAUAUUCAGAUACAUUGUGUCUGGCAAGUAUUUAAUAAAAAAGUAGGGUGCAGAAAACAUUAUCUAAUUACUUGUGUUUGUGUACAUAUCAUAUUUCCUCUUUUAAAAUUUUGUCAGACAUAAUUUUAUUAUAUUCUUGUUCAAAUUUCAUUUAAGUCUUCUAUAAUCAGAUUUCCAUUACAUUAAAUCUUCUUCCUCCUUUCUUUUAAAUUGUUGACUAAAAUAAUAAAAGUGAACAAAAAUGAAAUUUUGAAUAUCAGGAAAAAUCAGUUUACAAGAAAGGAAGGGGUAAAAAUGCAAAAUCAAAAACAAUAUUAAUGUAAACGUAUUAUUUUUAUUAAUCAUCGUAAAUUAGGUGUUUUGCGAUUCUCGGGAGUCCCUUGAUAAUUUCUCUAGCUAGCUCGUUACAAAUUUAUAGACCACUUUACCCGUAAGUGUCUCUACAGUAUUAUACAAUAUACAUAUUUUUUUCAGAAAAAGAGCGUCCAGUAUGAAACAAACGUAGUAAAGUUAUCUAUUUAACAAGGAAGUUUUUGUUCUAUAUUUGUUAAAAUGUUUUUUAUAGGUCAUCUCAAAAUUUAACAGCACGACAAAGCAGAGUUUCGUUUCUGCAGAAAAAUUUCUCAAUAAUUUGCAUGAAAAGAAUGGUAAAAAUUCGAUUUUUAGGAGGGGGGAAAGUAAGGAAAAAAUCGUUAAAAAAUGUUCAUAAUCGUUUAUCACUUGGCGCUUUUUUGAAAAAUUCUCGAGGUGACCUUAAAUUUAUAUAGCGUUUUUAAAUUACUGUGCAAAAAACAGCGUUUUUGAGUUUUCUCGAGGCUAUAUUUUAUAUAUGAUGGAAAAAAAAUCUGGUCCUAAUGCAAUGCGCAUUUAUACACUAAAUUUUUUUUCCUUUCUUUGAUAACAAACAUUAUCAUCGUCAUUAUUAUAAUAAUUUUUUUCACACUAACGAACUCUCGAGAACACUGUAAUGAACACACACUCACUUUUCUGGUUUUUUUUAUUCUAUACAUAGUCUUAUAUCCUUAUUAUUUUUUUUAAACUUCCUCACUUUACAGAAACGUAGAAAAUUAAAUACAAUCUGCCAUCAUAGAUAACAUUUUUUAUACAUACAUCGAAUCUACACUUCCAGUCAAAUAUCUCUUUUAUAUAUGUAUAUCUAUUUUUCGAGAUAUUUACUUACAAAUUAAAAGAUUCUAAUUUUACAAUUUUUGUAUUGUAAAUUAGAAUUUUAUAAACUUUUUACAGGGUUGAAGGCUACAUUUACAAAAUAAUCAAAAACUGACUAUUUAUCAAAUAUAUUUACAUUCGUAAUUAAUAAUUUAUUUUACAAUUUAGUACGUAGAAUUAAAAUUUUACUGAUUAUUUUCUGUAGAAUUUUUUAUUUUUCAGGAGA
Molecule: messenger RNA, 4417 nt
Organism: Leptopilina heterotoma
Lineage: Eukaryota; Metazoa; Arthropoda; Insecta; Hymenoptera; Figitidae
Product: serine proteinase stubble-like
Exons: 8
Coding region: 813-2507 (564 amino acids)
Biological process (GO): proteolysis
Molecular function (GO): serine-type endopeptidase activity
Source: RefSeq, a predicted model, not a curated record